Molecule: messenger RNA, 4464 nt
Organism: Aureobasidium subglaciale EXF-2481
Lineage: Eukaryota; Fungi; Ascomycota; Dothideomycetes; Dothideales; Saccotheciaceae
Exons: 2
Coding region: 1-4464 (1487 amino acids)
Biological process (GO): DNA-templated transcription
Molecular function (GO): DNA binding; DNA-directed RNA polymerase activity
Source: RefSeq, a predicted model, not a curated record
AUGGAAGGUCAAGGUCAACAGUAUGACGGCGAUGAGCUCCCUCCCAAGGAGCAGGUCAUCGACCGCCCUCCGAAGCGCAUCUCGGAACUGGAGUUUGGUGUUCUCUCCAACCAGGACAUGGUGAAGCAGUCGGUCGUCGAGAUUUCUGAUCGCAACGUUUACGACCUUGGUACCGGCCCUGGCGGCAAACGCACCCUCACCGCACAUGGGCCUCUCGAUGGUCGCCUCGGAACCUCUUCAAAGACUGGACAGUGUGAGCAGUGCAAGGAGGAUCUCAAGAACUGCAACGGUCACUUCGGUCACGUCCGCCUCGCCCUUCCCGCCUACCACUGGGGCUACUUCAAGAAAAUCAUGGAGAUUCUCAACACCAUCUGCAAAGACUGUUCCCGAAUCCUACUCGACGAAAACACGCGCCGAAAGUACUUGCGCCAGAUCCGAAGACCAGAGCUGGACACUUUGCGCAAGGAGGCCAUCUGCAAGAAGAUUGUCGACGAGGCCAAGAAGACAAAGACCUGCUUCUACUGCGCUUCCAUCAACGGCACCGUCAAGAAGGUGGCAGGACACCCCAUCAAGCUCAUUCACGUCAAGUGGCAGACAUAUCUUGCUUCCAACGCAAAGUCAAAGGUCAAGCCUGCCUCGAUGGUCGCAUUUGAGAAGUCUUUCGACGAGGCCAAGAAGGGUGUUCCGGAUCUGGAAAAGCACGCCAAACGCGCCGUCGACGACAUGAACCCGCUACGAGCUCUGAACCUGUUCCAGAGAAUCACAACAACCGAUGUGGAGCUACUGGGCAUGGAUCCGAGCAGAGGUCGACCAGAGGCUUUCAUCUGGCAAUAUCUACCCGCUCCUCCUGUCGCCAUCCGCCCUUCAGUGGCACAGGAAGCAGCAAGUACCGAAGACGACAUCACCAACAAGCUUGGAGACAUCAUUCAGAUCAACACCCUCCUCUCAGCAGGUCUCAAGUCUGGGCAGCCCGUCAUGAAAAUCGUCGAUAUGUGGGAGUUCUUGCAGGUUCAGAUCGCCAUGUACAUCGACGGUAAUCUGCCUGGUCUCGGUCGCGAUUCCGCCUAUGGUAAAGCCCUCCGCGGUUUCUGUCAGCGUCUCAAGGGUAAGCAAGGUCGUUUCAGAGGUAACCUGUCAGGAAAGCGUGUCGACUUUUCUGCUCGUACCGUCAUUUCACCCGAUCCCAACCUCAGUAUCGAAGAAGUCGCUGUCCCCUCCAAAGUCGCCACCAACAUGACCUACCCCGAGCGUGUGACUAGAUACAACAUCGAGAAGCUCCGCGCUUGCGUCCUGCGAGGAAAGAAGAAGCACCCCGGUGCCAACUUUAUUGUCAAGAAAGAUGGCCAAAGAAAGGUCCUGGAAAUCAUGGAAAGAAUUGGAAAGCUCGAAGUCGCAGCAAAGGAACUACAAAUUGGCGAUGUCGUUGAACGUCAUCUGGAAGACGGCGACAUUGUUCUCUUCAACCGCCAACCGUCGCUCCACAAGCUCAGUAUCCUCAGUCACAAGGUCAAGGUCAGACCAUGGAGAACUUUCCGUCUCAACGAGUGUGUCUGCAAUCCUUACAACGCCGAUUUCGACGGAGAUGAGAUGAACUUGCACGUUCCCCAGACAGAAGAAGCCCGUACAGAAGCCAUCAACCUCAUGGGUGUAAAGAACAACUUGGCUACUCCAAAGAACGGAACUCCAAUCAUUGCUGCUAUUCAAGACUUCAUCACAGGUGCAUAUCUUUCUUCUAUCAAGGACAACUUCUUCGACCGCAAGACGUUCAGUCAGAUCAUUGGGUACAUGUUCCAUGACGAUGUCAUCGAAGACCCCGAAACUGGAGAGAAGUUGUCUAUCGAGCUUCCUCCGCCAACAAUCUGGAAGCCACAACGCCUCUGGACCGGCAAACAGAUCUGGAACGUCUUGAUGCGACCAAACAAGAAGCUGAAUGUUCUGGUCAACCUGGAAGCCAAGUGCAAACAAUACAAAGCACCUCCCAAGGGUGUCGCACCAGACAUGAACGAGGAUGACGCUUAUCUGGUCAUUCGCAACUCAGAAGUCAUGUGUGGUUACAUGGACAAAGCGACUGUUGGUGACGGAAAGAAGGAUUCAGUCUUCUAUGUCAUCAUGCGUGAUUUCGGGCCCGACUAUGCUGUCCACGCCAUGAACCGUCUCGCUAGAUUGUCCGCACGUUGGCUCACUAACCAGGGGUUCUCGCUCGGCAUCAGUGAUGUCUACCCUAGUGAUGCACUUACCGCGAAGAAAAUGGACCUCAUCCGAACUGCAGAAGCGAAAUGUUAUGAGCUCAUCGACCUCUACAACAAGGGAGAGCUGGAGCGCGACCCUGGUUGUGACGAAGAGAUGACCAUGGAGAACCAGAUUUCUGGUAUCCUCUCCAAAGUCCGUCAAGAAGCUGGUGACGCUUGUUUCGCCGAGCUUAGUCGACGUAACUCUCCCCUGGUCAUGGCCAAGUGUGGCUCCAAGGGUUCAAACAUUAACGUCUCUCAAAUGGUUGCUGCUGUCGGUCAACAAAUUAUCGGUGGCAAACGUGUAUUGGAAGGCUUCCAAGAUCGUACCCUACCUCACUUUGCCAAGGGCAGCAGAGAUGCUCCUGCAAAGGGUUUCGUUGGAAACAGUUUCUUCUCAGGCUUGAACCCUACCGAGUUCAUUUUCCACGCCAUGUCCGGUCGUGAAGGUUUGGUCGAUACCGCUGUCAAGACUGCCGAAACUGGUUACAUGUCUCGUCGUUUGAUGAAGUCGCUGGAGGAUCUUUCAGCGCAAUACGAUAACACCGUGCGCAACUCAUCUUCCGGUAUCGUUCAAUUCCAGUACGGAGACGACAAGCUUGAUCCUGUGGAUAUGGAGGGCAGCGCGAAGCCUGUACACUUCGAUCGCAGUUUCGUGCACGCUGUCACUACUACUUGGAGUAACACCGACCGUGGCUUGAGGCCAUCCGAAAUUAUGAAGAUCACAACCAACACACUUAACCCUGAAAGAGCGAAGCUGGAGCGUCUCUCACUGACUGGCGAGAAGCUCGAUUAUAACGAUAGGAGCGACCACGGCAUUGAUCAGAUGGAGAGUGCUCGUGACUUCCUGGACACUGUGCAGAACUACAUCCAGAUCAAGUGCGACAAACUAGCUAACAUUCGCACAAAAAUCGGCAUGGAAGCUGGCAUCGAAGACUCCGGCACUAUUGAUGCAGGUGUCGCUGAUGACUGUAAGCAAAGAACCAUUGCCGAUGGUGUUCUGAAGAUCUCAUCCGCUGCUAUCAAUGAGUUCCUCAUGCUGUGUUUGACCAAGUACGAGCGUUCAAAGGUCCAACCCGGUCACGCUGUUGGUGCCACUGGCGCCCAGUCUAUCGGUGAGCCUGGUACUCAGAUGACCUUGAAGACUUUCCAUUUCGCCGGUGUCGCCGGUAUGAGUAUCACACAGGGUGUACCCCGUAUCAAGGAAAUCAUCAACGCCUCGCGCGUCAUCUCGACUCCUGUCGUAUCAUGCAUGCUUGACUCAAAGUAUGAGACCGUUGCCGGCCGCGUCGCCAAAGCCAUGAUUGAGAAGACCUACCUCCGCGACAUCAUCGCCUACAUCGAAGAUGUCUGGUCGGUGACUAGUUCGUACGUCAACAUGCGCAUCAAUUGGGACACCAUUGCCAAACUGGGUCUCCGCCUCACCGCCCAAGACAUUACAUAUGCCAUUGCCAAGAACAGAGCAGUAAAAGCACUCGGUGUACAAGUUGCUCCCGUUGGCAAGACACAUAUCCGCGUGAACGUCCAAUACGUCCCCGCUCCUCGCGGCAAAGCAGCACAACUUAAAAACCGCAAGCCUCUCGAGAUUUUCGACCUUAUCCAAGAUCUCAAACGCAUCCUUCCUGACGUAGUCGUAAAAGGCUAUCCUGACUGCCAUCGUGCGAUUGUCAAGAAAGACGAUAAGCCAGAUGCUACAGGUCGCGAACCAGUUUCUGUGCUUGUAGAAGGCUAUGGCUUGAAAGCUUGCAUGACGACAGAAGGUGUAGAUGGUGUAAAGACACGCUCCAACAACAUCAUGGAGUGCAAAGAAGUCCUCGGUAUUGAAGCCGCUCGCAGCACGAUUAUUGCAGAAAUCAGCUCUGUGAUGGGAGGUAUGGAUAUUGAUCCUCGUCACAUGCAACUUCUCGCAGAUGUCAUGACCUACAAGGGUGACGUCCUCGGUAUCACACGUUUCGGCCUUGCAAAGAUGAGAGAUUCGGUGUUGCAACUUGCCUCGUUCGAGAAGACACCUGAUCACUUGUUCAAUGCUGCCAUUGGCAUGAAGAGGGAUCGUAUCGAGGGUGUUUCCGAGUGCAUCAUCAUGGGUCAGAGCAUGAGCAUUGGUACCGGUGCUAUGAAGGUGGUGCGUAAGUUGGGCAUCACUGAGCAAGAGCAUGGACGCAAGAGAUCGGCUUUCGAAUCAGCGUUUGCCGAGCUUCCGAAGACCAUUGCUACUGCUGCUGCUGCUGCUGCUUAA